Molecule: messenger RNA, 4212 nt
Organism: Monopterus albus (swamp eel)
Lineage: Eukaryota; Metazoa; Chordata; Actinopteri; Synbranchiformes; Synbranchidae
Gene: slc17a7a
Product: solute carrier family 17 member 7a
Exons: 13
Coding region: 82-1827 (581 amino acids)
Biological process (GO): transmembrane transport; regulation of synapse structure or activity; neurotransmitter loading into synaptic vesicle
Cellular component (GO): synaptic vesicle membrane; excitatory synapse
Molecular function (GO): L-glutamate transmembrane transporter activity; neurotransmitter transmembrane transporter activity
Source: RefSeq, a predicted model, not a curated record
GAGAGAGAGGGCUGUGGCGUCCAAGCAGGACAGGAGGGUGUGCGGGACAUCAAGCGCACCAGCAGGUCAAGGAGCUGCAGCAUGGAGAUCAGACCAGACAGGUUUAAGGCGGUCGCGGGCAAAACUCUGGGGAAAAUUCACAGGCUGAUUGAGAAGCGGCAGCCCAAUGGAGAAACCAUUGAGUUAUCAGCGGAGGGCCGUCCUGAGCUGGUGGAGGAGAAGGAGCUGCCGGUGGUGGACUGUACCUGCUUUGGUUUGCCCAGGCGGUAUAUCAUCGCCAUCCUCUCUGGCUUAGGGUUCUGCAUCUCUUUUGGUAUCCGGUGCAACCUGGGUGUGGCCAUUGUGAGCAUGGUCAAUGACCAUACUGUCUACAAAGGCAACAAGGAAAUACUUGUGGCUGCACAGUUCACCUGGGACCCUGAGACAGUGGGGAUGAUCCAUGGCUCCUUCUUCUGGGGCUACAUCGUCACACAGAUUCCGGGUGGUUUUAUAUGUCAAAAAUUUGCAGCGAACAGAGUGUUUGGCUUUGCCAUAGUGGCUACCUCCACCCUCAACAUGCUGAUUCCAUCUGCCGCUCGAUGCCAUUACAGCUGUGUCAUAUUGGUUAGGAUAUGCCAGGGCCUUGUUGAGGGUGUAUCAUACCCAGCUUGCCAUGGGAUCUGGGCCAAGUGGGCACCUCCUAUGGAGAGAAGUCGAUUAGCUACAACAGCCUUUUGUGGAUCUUAUGCAGGGGCUGUGGUGGCCAUGCCUUUAGCUGGGAUGCUGGUGCAGUACACUGGGUGGCCUUCAGUAUUCUAUGUCUAUGGCAGCUUUGGGAUAUUCUGGUAUAUGUUCUGGAUUCUUGUGUCUUAUGAGAGUCCUGCAGCACAUCCCACCAUCUCGCCUGAGGAGAGAAAGUACAUCGAAGAAGCGAUCGGAGACUCUGCAGCAUUUCUCAAUCCUCUACACAAAUUUAAAACCCCAUGGAAACACUUCUUCACCUCCAUGCCUGUCUAUGCCAUCAUUGUGGCCAACUUCUGCAGGAGCUGGACUUUCUACCUGCUGCUCAUCAGCCAGCCAGCCUAUUUUGAAGAGGUCUUUGGUUUUGAGAUCAGUAAGGUGGGCAUUGUGUCAGCUUUGCCUCAUCUGGUGAUGACAAUCGUCGUUCCUGUUGGAGGCCAGCUGGCAGACUACCUGAGAAGUCACAACCUGAUGUCCACCACCAACGUUAGGAAGCUGAUGAACUGUGGAGGGUUUGGAAUGGAGGCCACCCUCCUGCUGGUGGUGGGAUACUCUCACACAAAAGCCGUUGCCAUUUCCUUCUUGGUCCUUGCUGUAGGGUUCAGCGGAUUUGCUAUCUCAGGGUUUAAUGUUAAUCACUUGGAUAUUGCCCCUCGAUAUGCCAGCAUACUGAUGGGCAUCUCCAAUGGAGUGGGAACAUUAUCUGGAAUGGUGUGUCCUCUCAUAGUUGGGGCCAUGACCAAACACAAGACACGUGAGGAGUGGCAGGGUGUCUUCCUUAUAGCUUCCCUCGUUCAUUACGGAGGAGUGCUUUUCUAUGGAACCUUUGCUUCAGGAGAGAAGCAGGCAUGGGCAGACAUAGAGGACACAAGUGAAGAGAAGUGUGGUAUCAUUAAUGAGGAUGAACUGGCCAAUGAGACAGAGGAGCUCUACCGUGGAGGCGGGCAGUACGGGGCCAUGAGCCAAUUAGUGAUGGGUUCCAAUGGAGGAGGAGGAGGAGCUGGGCCUGGAUGGGUGACAGACUGGGAAAAAACUGAGGAAUAUGUGCAGCCACCUGGAUACAACUCGUACGUGUAUGAGGGCGAAGAGGAGAGGGAGCUGACAUAGAAGAUCAGCAUGAUACAAGUUUUAAAAAAAAUACAAGAUUAGGAAAAGAGGAGGAUUGUUUUUGGGAAGGAACUGUAAAAGAGUCACUGAAUGGACCUGCUGUGUGCGUUUGUACAUAUUUGGAAUUUCACAUUUCAAAUGUAUCUGAUUAAUUCCAUUGUGUGUGUGUGUGUGUGUGUGUGUAUAAGAGAGAGAGCAUGUGGGUGUGCGCGCAUGUAAAAGCAUGUGCCUGCAGGUGUACUUAAACACAUGUAGUAUUUAUUUGCAGCAAUUUUUUUCACAGACUUCCUUCCUGUAUUCCUGAGCUUGUAGUGAUUGGUCAGGAGUUGUGUUUCCGACGUCACUGAGGAGAUUCUGUGUGUGUGUGUGUGUGUGCGUGGUAGGCUUUUUUGCCUGUACAGCAACUCUCAAGCCACUGGCAUCGUUUUUUAUUAAAAUUUGAAUGUGUGUAAUUUUAAAGAGCUGGAAAAGCACCUUUGAGGUCACAGUUUUAAAUCAUACAACUUCUGAUCUUACAAAACUAUAAAAGCUCACUAUCAGUUAGUCUAGUCUAUAUUACUCUGAAGAUUCUCAGAUUUAAUAGAAUAUUGAUCACAUGAUAAAAUCAAUACACAAACUAAAAGCUGAGGUGUUUUCAUGAGCGAGGACAAGCUUGUCCUGCCAUCAGUCAUGCAAUGAGGUGAUUUUGUUUCAUCACAGCAAAUUUACAUUGCUUAAGCAAACGUAAGUGAAGUAUGCUUGCACGUGAUUGUCAGCAUGGUGAUAAUCUGUCAUGUUUUAAAACCUCAGUGACUCCAUUCAGACUUUUCAGUCAGAGAAUAAAAUGAUUACGUGUUGUAUCAAUUUGUGAUUUGGACAUUACUGGACCUCAACACACCCUCAUGCUUUUGGUGCUUUUGAUGCACAAGGCAUGUGCUUGAAUGUGUGCUCUAAGCUGCAUGUGGUGUCUAGCUCAGUCUUACCUGGGCCAGUAUGUCAUGUUCAGCCAGGCUGAUGGGUCACAAGGCACAUAUCAAAAGUAAUCACAUGACACUUGUGACUUUCUGUUUGUUGUGUUACUCUGAUUGGAGAGGUGGCCCAGAAUGACAGGUAGAGUGUGAUGGUCACUUAACUGUUCCACUGCUUAAUCAGCACAUGACAAUAGUUAUACCAUUUCUAGACAUCACAGCACAUGCUGCCUUCUGUUUCAGCCCUUUUCUGUCUCUGUGGCUCUAUCCCUCUCUGUUUUUCUUCUUGUGUUUAAUGGGACAUUUUCUGUCGUCUUCUUUUCUGGUUUUAGUCUCAGUUGGCGCUCUUUCUUUGUCUUUAAAUGUUUGAAAUGGAGGUUCAGAGCUUUUCAGAUUGUACGUAUCUGUGUGUGAUGGUGAGCGUGCUGAUGUGUUGGGUGCAGGUGCUGAAACAUGGAGCGGUGAGCAUAUUUUAAUGAGCACAGCAGUGCAGUACAGUACCCUGUCAUCCCUCUCUUGUUUUUACACACAUAGGGUGCAAAUUUCAUGCAACCACAGUCAAAUUGCACAGUGUGCAGAGGGAGGGGUGGUACAAUAUUUGCUAUUUAAGUUGCUUUAGGAGUAAUGUGCACUCAUGGUACAGAUUGAAACAGGUGGGAAUUAACAAGAAUUUAAGGGUGUGUUGAGGUCCAGUAAUGUCCAACCACAUCAUUCCCUGACACACUGACAGCUGGGUAUUGGAGUGAGAGUCCAGAGGCACCUUUGCUGAGAGAACAUUAACAUUCUCAUACAGGAGAAUAAUUUUUGUGCAAGCGACACAGUACAACUUUGUUCGUCUGCACAGAUGAUAGAUACAGCUAAUAGAUUCACACAUGAAACAACAUGUGCAUGCACACACACACACACAAGGUUCUGCAUUCUGUGUGUACUCAUAGGCCAUGCUGAUGCACGGUAACUUAUUUUUAAAAUUAGAUUUGCAGGCGGUUCAUUAUCAGAUAAAGAAUCAAGAAUUUCUGUUUAGGCCUAACUUACAGAAGGUUUGUAAUUAGAACUCACUUUUGUGAGAAAAACUGUUGUAAUGAGGAUAUUUUAAUCAAAUGAGGAUUUAAUGGUAAAAUGUGUUGGUAUGUUAAUACAUUGUGUACAUGUCUAAGUGACGAUGGGAAAUUGUUAUUGUGUUCUGAGUGAAAUGUGUAAAAGACUUGAAUGAUUUUUCCAGUUAAAAAUGAAAGUGUUAAGUGUUGUAUUAGUGGGGUUUUUUUUAUUGAGCUUCUUCUUUGUCUCAUUUUAUGGUUGUUCCAGUGUUUUGAUGAAAUACCUGGUUACCUGGUGGGAAUUAAUGUAAAAAUAAAAAGGAAAAUAUUUUAACAUACAAAGAUUUCAAACAUGCGCUGUGUAUAAAAGAUGUAUAUGUGAGAUAUGCUUGUGUCUAAUAAAA